CGCGUGCCAUUCAAGUUGUGCGCCAUGGCCAAGCAAUUCACGGUCGUCUACAUCCCUGCGACGGACGACAAGGAGCUCGCCGAGUGGCAGAUCGACCUCCCAAAGGACAUUGACGGCCAGAUCUCGUGCCUCACGGAGCGCCUCCGCGCGCACUUCAAGGAGCAGUCCUGUGGCGCCUCCAGCGCCGAGCAGCGCGAAGCCUUUCGCCAGCAGAUCCUCGCGCAGAUGCCCAAGGGCUCGACGAUGAACGACGAGGUCAUGUCGAUGAUGCUGCAGAUGGACAGCUUGGUGGACUCGGUUCCGCUCAUCACCAACUCGGCUGCGGCCAAGCACAUUGGCGUGAACCUCUACGUGGACGACAAGGGCACGGCGAAGAACCUCCCGCUCAACAUGCGCGCGUCGGCGAUUGCGCAAGCGUGCGGCCGCAUGCUCGAGGUGCGCGGUGACGCGUUCAUUGGCCGCGUCUUUGACAACGACGACGCCUUUGUUCGCAUGGACUUCAAGUUGAGCGAGAUCAACGCCGAUGCCGAGUGGAUCAAGAUCGCGCAGAGCCAGACGAACCCGCAAGCUGCGGCCAAGGCCCCCGUUGCGCCGGCCACGAACGGUCGCGUGUGUGGCUCGCCGUCGUGCUCGGCCAAGGGCGUCCACCGCUGCUCGCGCUGCCAGGCCGAGUACUACUGCAGCGCCGACUGCCAAAAGUCGCAUUGGCGCGUGCACAAGCUGUCGUGUAAGAAGCCGUAAGCUCAUUCCAUCGUCAUCAUCCUC
Saprolegnia parasitica CBS 223.65 is the source of this 765-nucleotide messenger RNA. RefSeq lists its product as hypothetical. Bases 25 to 741 code for a protein of 238 amino acids. NCBI's taxonomy places the organism in Eukaryota, Oomycota, Saprolegniomycetes, Saprolegniales, Saprolegniaceae. The record is from RefSeq and is a predicted model, not a curated record. The transcript has 4 exons.